Vitrella brassicaformis is the source of this 927-nucleotide messenger RNA. Lineage: Eukaryota; Vitrellaceae. The record is from the annotation of a GenBank genome assembly.
CGAUUAGCAAUGGCCAUGACUGCACUACUGCCACAGCCCCACAGGCUCCAAAUUCGCGGCCGCGUUAAACAUCUUCCAUAUCACUGCUUGAUGCAGUUCAAGUUCACAAGCACACACCAGCCAAACGGUCAAUGCGUGGUAUUAAAUCCUCCUUAAUGCCUUGGCUCUCACCUUGCGCGGCGGUGGGCGACGCCGUUUCGUAACUCUGAGCCUCCUUCGCCUCGGCGGCUGUACUAUCAUUCUCGCGGCAGCUCCACCUGACGCACACGCACACAGAAGCCAUGCAUCCCCGCCCAAAAUAUCCACAGAGAUGCCUGUGUGUUAUACCCUCCCUCACAGGUAAAAGUCGAAGCAUCGAAAAAGGGUCCUGCCGUCGACAGCUUGCCUGAGGCAAGGAUUGUCCUCCCUGCUCAGACACCGCCGCACCGAGUUGCACCGCCCCUCACACCGGGCCGCGCUGAAGGACGUCCCCGCCGUCCACUCGGCGCACUUGCUGCCGCAGUCGAUGGACGGUGCGUGGUCGAGGACGCACGACACCAGCCGCUUUCCCUGCAUGGGCGCGUUAACCCCGCCGUAGGGACACGCGAGGAAGACGCUGUCUACUGCCCUCUUGGUGAACUUGACGCACUCGGCAGCAACGCUCGCCGCCUUCGGAUCUGCGGGCGCGCUGCUCACAUCUGCAUAUACACCCACAGCUGCACGAGUGUUGGUGUUUCUUUCGCCCACCGGUCCACUCUGAGCAGAGGUCCACCAGUUUCCUCAAAGCGGCCCGGCUGGUUUGCGCGUGGCCUGAGAGCCCCGAGUAGGUGUCCAGCGCAUGGACGUGGUGUGACGCCGUGGCCCGGGUGCUGCUGCUGCUGCUGGUGCUCGGACAUCUCCGCACCGCUAAAAGGAUAGUUAGAAGCAUGCCUGAAGGGCGCCUCAUUU